Molecule: messenger RNA, 763 nt
Organism: Adelges cooleyi (spruce gall adelgid)
Lineage: Eukaryota; Metazoa; Arthropoda; Insecta; Hemiptera; Adelgidae
Exons: 3
Coding region: 114-707 (197 amino acids)
Source: RefSeq, a predicted model, not a curated record
CACGUAGUUCAUACUGCCCACGCGUAAGAUAGUCUUGUUCACAAAUUACAAGCAGAUAGACUAUAGGACGACACAGUGUGUGUUCAUCCAUAUUCUUUACGCCAUAAUAUAAAAUGGUUUCGGCAAAAUUAAUUGUGUUGUUAACUAUCGAAAUAGCGGCAAUAACUGGAGCGCCUUAUGUCGAACCAGAAAUGUCACCGUGUCCAAAAAUUGCUCCAUUUACCAAAUUUAGUGCAGAUCGAUUAUUAGGGAAAUGGUAUUUGGCUAUAAUGAUCAUGGAAUCGUACACCGAAGAAUUUGUAGAGGAUAACGUUUGUAUUCACGGAGAACUUUUGAGAUACAACAACACUAUGCUGAAACAAAUUUGGAAUGUAGACAAUCCAAUGUUUGCUGAAGAGCACAGCGCCAUAGUAGAGCUGCCGACGAUCAUAGUAGAAGAAGGCGUUUGGACCAUCGAAAGUCCUCUGGGAGGCGAGAUAAACGCAACGAUAAUCAGCGCGGAGCCUGACGAUCAUAUGAUUUUGGUAUUUUGUGGAGUAAAAGGAAUAGAUAAACUACAUAUGUGGACAGUAGUUGUGACACGAAAGAGUGGUAUUCUUGCACCAGAAACAUUAAGAUUAUCAGCAAUUUUGGUCAAACACGGUUAUGAUCCCAAAACUAGUAGAAUUAUUAGUUGGAGAGAUUGCCCAGAUUAUAAAACCAUAUAGUAUAACUAUAUAUUGUAACAAAUAGUUUUUGAUCAAUAAAUACUACAGUGUGUAAA